Messenger RNA from Rhodamnia argentea, 375 nucleotides. RefSeq lists its product as uncharacterized. Lineage: Eukaryota; Viridiplantae; Streptophyta; Magnoliopsida; Myrtales; Myrtaceae. Bases 22 to 360 code for a protein of 112 amino acids. The transcript is spliced from 5 exons. The record is from RefSeq and is a predicted model, not a curated record.
GACGCUGGUGAGCUCUCAUGAAUGGAAGAUCGCCACCGCCAACAGAGGCGACGAACGGAAGAGGUUCGUCUUCCGGAAACAAAGUCCCUAGCGAACCGACGACCGGCCGGGAGAGGCAACGGACUAUCACCGCCGACCGAAGCCAUGGAAACUAGUGACGUAGCUUCGGGUGAACGAUUCUCUCCCGAGGUUCCGGGCUCUAUGCGGUUUUCUACAGAUCAAGCAGAGCUUGCUUUGGACAGCCUUGAAGUUCGAGUUGACUGUGUGAUUGUUGAGGAAGGGCACCUUAUUGCGGCAAGAAGAAACAGGACUAAUGAGACGCAGAAAGCAAGAAGACGUGCAAAAAUGGAAGCUCACUGAUCUUCUUCUUGAACG